AAAUAAGUAUUUGUAUAACUAAAUUCAUAGCCUACUUUCAGUUGGAUUGAAAUUGCUGGAGAGGACUGCCGAUAUUUCAAAUAGCCAACACUUGGUUAGAUGCUGAGAACACUUCCCGUUGAAAAUUUGAUUUGAUUAAAUAUGAAGCCUAUGGCUGACAUGAAUUGUACUUUUGAUCAACAUGGGGACCCAAAUGGAGAUAGAUUACUGCUCCAGGCGCUGUGGGAUGAUCUGCGAGCGCGACGGGAGUUCCUCACGUCACCUUAUCUGCCCGCGUGCUUUGCGUUCUUCAUCCACAUCCUCCUCUGCUCACCUUUCCUAGUGUUUGAAGCGCUGGGAUGUUUCUGGCCACGGAUACAUUUCUACAGGAUUUCUAGGAACGCUGAACCGUUGGGGUUGUGUUUGCAGCGAUGGGUUGACUGCUUUUGGAGGAUUUUUAUCAAAUACCUGACAACUAUUCUCCCGGCCAGCGCGCUUUACCAAAGCGUUCGGAAUCCAAUAUUUCCAGAACUCGCGCCAUCCUGGAGAGUGCUCAUAGCGGAGGUUAUCGCAUGCCUACUUCUAUUCGAUGCGCUGUUCUUCAUAUGGCAUUAUUCCAUGCAUCGGGUUCCUUGGCUGUAUCGGAUGGUCCACCAGGCUCACCACCAGAAUCGGAUUACCUUUGCCCUGACUGCCCAGGAUGCCAGCCCGGCUGAGCUCCUCUCCCUGCAGGUGCUGGCCCUGACCAGUGCCUGGGUGGUGGGCUGCCACCCUUUGAGCAAGGCCCUGUUCCACCUGCUCAACACCUGGCUGGCCGUAGAGGACCACUGUGGUUAUGACCUGCCCUGGGCCCUCCAUAGACUGCUGCCCUGCUUCGGAGGGGCCCCUUUCCACCAGGCACACCACCACGUCUACAGGGGGAACUACGCCCCCUACUUCAGGCACUUGGACUGGCUUUGUGGGACCUACCUGAGGGUAAGGGAGGAGGCUGGGAGGAAACAUGGAGGGAGGACAAUGAGGAGGAGGAGGAGAAGGAAAAGCCUGGGGCCUGACUGUGUAUGUAUGUGCACGUACAACAAAGCUUAAAUCACAUCAGGAGACCACUUGAGGUGUGAGGAAGAAAAUACCAUUUUAUAUUUUGCAGGUUUUAGUUCCCCUUUUAAUUUCAAUUGAGCACAUCAAGAGACUGGUUUUGGCUGGCAGUGUUUCUGUACUGCAUGUGCAAUAGCAGAGUUUGCUAAUCAACAUACCACCCGAUUUGAUACAAUUCAUUCUACCAGGUAAGCCUACUUUGCAGUUAACAUUUCGUUUGGAAAGUUUUACUGGAAGGCCUUUAGAAAUGACUGUUUCUGCAAUGUUAACUGACUUUCCUAGUUAAAGUUUACAUGUAAAAAAAUAUAUAUAUCAAAAAAAUGUACUGGCGGAACAAAGUGGUAGACACAGGCAUUCCCAUGACAUUGCAUCUUCAGAAAGUUGCAAUAAAUACAAAUCACAGAUGCAUUAUUUAAUAUUCUUUACACGUCGGCUUUGGAUUGAACCAAUCUGUGCUUGCUUUUUCCUCUAUGGCACUUCUAUUUUUUAUAUUUUUUAAAUGUAACAUUUAUUUAAAUAGGCAAGUCUGUUAAGAACAAAUUCUUAUUUACAAUGAUGGCCAAACCCGGACGACGCUGGGCCAAUCGUGUGCCUCCCUCGUGUGCCUCCCUAUGGGACUCCCAAUCCCGGCCAGUUGUGAUACAACUUGGUAACAGCCACACAGUGAAGCCUCAACUAGCUCUCACUGUCUCACGUCAGAAUUAGACGUUCGUCCAGGUUUCGCAAACAUAACUUUUCGAAGUUGUUGCAAAUUUCAAAGUGUUUAAGGUUAAGUGUAUGCAUUAACUCCGAAAUCUUAAGGUUAGGCAUUUAACUCUGAGUGGUUAAGGUUUAGGAUAGGCUUAAAACAAAAAUCUCAAACAACUUUCUGUUGCUGGAUUGGAAAUUGCAUCCUUCAGAAUCAGAGACAGAAUCAGAGGCUUGUCGUGGAAAUAAGUCACUCUAGGUUCAUUCUGUUGUUAUCUGCACGUGGGUGAUGUCUUCACCCCUCCCUGGCUUAGUUUCCCAGAUGCAAGGAUGAUUUAGAGACAAUGAGGAAUUGUUCUAAACUCCUCCUGGUUACACCAACCACAUAUUUUCUAUGCAAUGCAGUCUUUAACUCAUUUGUCAACUCAAGCCAUCUCUGGUGACCAUACGCCCAGAUUAGCUGCAGGGAAUUAGAGUGGAGACCAAAAAAAAACACAGACACUAACAGGACAGAAAUAUCCUAUUUGUUAAGUAUUAAUAUCUAACUAUUAAUAUCAAACAAAUCAGGUAAACAAGUCAUUUUUCUAUCACAGGCUUCAGAGACAAUAAGAAUAAUGCAUUUUAUUUGGAAGAUGCCUUUCAGGACACCACAAAAAAUCUAGUGCUGUACAUAAAAUCAAUUCCAUUCAUGAAGUCAAAUUAAUUUGAAUUAUGCUUGAUUAUUUACAGCUUAUCAACCUCAAAAUAAUGGACGGGUUCUGGCACGUGUCACUUCACACUGAUACCAUGUGCAGGAAACAGUAGCUUACCACUGUGUAGGCUAGGCUACACUGUGUAGGCUACUCAGCGUUAGCUAGCUAGUUAGCCAAACAAAGCUCACUGUUCAUCUUGUUCAACAGACCUUGUAUAAAAUAGGAUGUUGGCGCAUUUGCCAAGUUAUUUGAUAUCAGUGAUUUUGCCAUGAAGGGCCUCCAAUCCCCCUCUAUAUCAGUCACUGAUUGCAUUGAUCUAAUCAAGGGCCUUAAAGAUAGUUUCAGUACAUUCAGAGACAAUGAUCAGCACUACAACACUGAUACUUUUAGAAAUCAUGAAACACGUUUCUCUACUUCGACUCGCACUCUCUACGUCCCUCUGCUGAGACAUGACCAUCAGUCCAGUGAAAUAAAAAAGUUAUUUCAACUUAUGCUCUGAUGCGCUUCGCAAGUUGUAGGCUACAAAAACUGACCUAUUACCAGUGUCAUCAUAUAGCCUAGCUUGAGACUCCAGUUUUGAAAUAUACAGGACUCUAAUUGGACCUCUCUUAUUAUAUAUUAAAUUAGGCAAAUUAAUGAAACAAUACUUAUUUCCAGUCAAUGGCCUAUCAUUUUUAGGAAUGUAGUUUAAUUGGAAAUCGAACUUAGCUCUGUUCUUCUCCACCCAUGCACUAUAGUUAGGCCCUAUAGGCUAUUGAACCAUUUCAUUGAUAUCACACAUUGUAGGAACACUUGAUCUCCUGCACCCAGCAGAGAAUUGCACUAGGCUUGUAUUUUUACUCAAAGUGAUCUCGGCUAAGAAAAGUUUGGUGACCACUGUUCUUGUCUAUAUUGGCUAUGGCUGCCUAUUGUGAUUAUUACAGUUAUAUCUGGGCAUUAUCUUCUAGUCUCAUAGUCUAUUAAUUAAGCUUUAGGCCUCUGGUUUAUUAUGUGUAGGUCUAUGUGAGUUGCAUGUUAAAUGCAAGAGUCAUGCAUUUACGUAGGCCUACAAAACGAAUUGGUCAUUUAAUGCAAAAUCACAUGGUUAAAUGGUUUGUUGUGUGCGAUUGAUUACAGUAGGGUAUAAGGUAGGCUAUGCUUUAAUGAUCAUUUAAUGAUUUGAGUGCCUAAAUUUAGUCCCAUUGUCACGCUCGUUAUAAUGAUGAUAGUCGGACCAAGGCGCAGCGUGAGUAUAGUUCCACAUCUUUUAAUGAAUAAGUGAAACUGAAAACAAAAUAACAAAACUUACAAAGACCCGUGACUACGUAGUGCUCAAACACACUAUACAUAAACAAUAUCCCAUAACCCACAGGUGGAAAAAAUUCUACUUAAGUAUGAUCCCCAAUUAGAGACAACGAUAACCAGCUGCCUCUAAUUGGGAAUCAUACAAAUCACCAACAUAGAAAAUCAAACCUAGAACCCCACAUAGAAAAUAUAAACCUAGUCACGCCCUGACCUACUCUACCAUAGAAAAUACAGGUUUUCUAUGGUCAGGAUGUGACACCCAUCAAAAUUUUUGAUGGCCCUGCCAUCAACGGAUUUCUGCCUACACCACCACGUGUGUGUGUGUGCGUGUGGACAUAGCAAUGGUAUCCAUGAGUUCAUCUGACUCUGGGGAAGUAGAUAAAGGGCUUUGCCAAAAUUGCAAAGUAUCCCUUUAAGCUUAGGGGUUAGGUUAAGGUUCAGUUUAGGAGUGAAGGUUAGAGUAACGGUUAGGUUUAGGAAAAACUGUUUUUGAUUGGAAAUACAUUUUAUAAAGUGUUUGUUUUGUAAAUUCCAGGUGCUUAUGUGUUGAUUCAUAUGGGACUUAGGUAUGGCAGAGAUCUCAAUAUGUGAUAAUCAUAGAUGUAGAGAGACAAUGGUGGUCCUUUGGCUAAAUUGGCAUGUUUGUAAUAGACUGAUAAUAGCUUGUUAUAAUUACUCUACUCUUAUAGUCAGGCUAUUUGUUCUACUGUCACUAAUAGCCCAGCUAGCGCAUAUCGUUCUGAUAACCAUACGUUUCUUAGAGCUUCGUAAGAGCGUUUUUUCCCUCUGAUUAUUUUCAGGUGUGAAAGUAAGGCGCUAUGGUCCGGUGCAAAAUAUAUAGUGUGGGUUUCACUGUACAUGAGCCUAUCAAAAUAAUUAAAACAACAUGUCAAGAGAACUGUAGGCAAUUAUCCCACCUUUUAUCAUUACUGCAUGAAAUAUGAGCAAAUGGACUUGAAAACUGCUGUUGUAGAAACAACUGCUCUUGUAGUCGAGAACUGUUAAGCAUUCACCCAGGGUUUAUUCAAUAGUGACCUGCGCAGGGGAGACCUUUUCUGGAUGCAGCCAGCAUUGGACUCUUAGACAUAAAUACAUUUUAGCAUAUAUAGGCAAGGAAUAUCUGGUUCAGUUCAGCACACUCCUCUCUACUGAGGUUUCUUGGCAAGCUUAUGUAACGGAUGUGAAACGGCUAGCUUAGUGAGCGGUGGUGCGCGCUAAAUAGCGUUUCAAUCGGUGACGUCACUUGCUCUGCAAGAGCGGAGGCUUUUGUGGAGCGAUGGGUAUCGAUGCUUCUAGGGUGACUGUUGACGUGUGCAGAGCGUCCCUGGUUCGCGCCCAGGUCGGGGCGAGGGGACGGACGUAAAGUCUAUACUGUUACACUUAUCUAUUACAUAGUGGCAUCCAAGUGAUACAACCCCACCCCCUCUCUUCAAUGUAUAACAUGUGGGAUUGCCGUUCCAUGUUUCCCUUCUCCAAUCGUUAUAACACACAGUACAGUUGUCUAAGAAAAUUGUCAUCACAUUGGUAUAGCCUAUACUCCAAAAUGUGAUGUGGUUAGAAGAGAACACUGACAUUUUGCCAAGGCAAAGGUGAGUUGGCGCCACCAAGACGCACACGGACAGCAGUUGACGCAUACAUUCUGGCUUAAUGCAGGGAUGCAAACUAGUCAGUCACCUUUAGGUGAAAUUCGCCGUUUUGAAUCCAAAAUAGGUGACCCAAUCGCGUUUGGAGCUGUAUCCAAGGCUUAUCCAAUAAUUUGCCCAGCCAAUCGUUUACGUAACAGAAAGCAGCGCAGCACGGGACUGAAGAAAGAAGAGACAACCAAUUUACGAGUUACAGCAUCAGCGUGCGCGCUGGAAAGUCAGUUUGCCAGUUACAGAAGCACGUCCCCUUUUAUUUAUUUAUUUAACCAGGUAGGCUAGUUGAGGAUAAGUUCUCAUUUACAACUGCGACUUGGCCAAGAUAAAGUAAAGCAGUUCGACACAUACAACAACACGGAGUUACACAUGGAAUAAACAAACAUACAGUCAAUAAAACAGUAGAAAAAUUCUAUAUACAGUGUGUGCAAAAGAGGUAAGAUAAGGGAGGUAAGGCAAUAAAUAGGCCAUGGUGGUGAAGUAAUUACAAUAUAGCAAUUAAACACUGGAGUGAUAGAUGUGCAAAACAUGAAUGUGCAAGUAGAGAUACUGGGGUGCAAAGGAGCAAGAUAAAUCAAUAAAGUAUGGGGAUGAGGUAGUUGGAUGGGCUAUUUACAGAUGGGCUAUGUACAGGUGCAGCGAUCUGUGAGCUGCUCUGACAGCUGGUGCUUAAAGAUAGUGAGGGAUAUGAGUCUCCAGCUUCAGUGAUUUUUGCAGUUCGUUCUGGUCAUUGGCAGCAGAGGACUGGAUGGAAAGGCCGCCAAAGUAGGAAUUGGCUAUGGGGGUGACCAGUGAAAUAUACCUUCUGGAGCGUGUGCUACUGAUGGGUGCUGCUAUGGUGACCAGUGAGCUGAGAUAAGGUGGGGCUUUACCUAGCAUAGACUUAUAGAUGACCUGGAGCCAGUGGGGUUGGUGACGAAUAUGAAGCGAGGGCCAGCCAACGAGAGCAUGCAGGUCGCAGUGGUGGGUGGUAUAUGGGGCUUUUGCGACAAAACGGAUGGCACUGUGAUAGGCUGCAUCCAGUUUGUUGAGUAGAGAGUUGGAUUCUAUUUUGUUAAUGACAUCGCCGAAAUCGAGGAUCGGUAGGAUGGUCAGUUUUACGAGGGUAUGUUUGGCAGUAUGAGUGAAGGAUGCUUUGUUGCGAAAUAGGAAGCCGAUUCUAGAUUUAGUUUUUGAUUGGAGAUGCUUAAUGUGAGUGGAGGGAGAGUUUACAGUCUAACCAGACACCUAGAAUAUGUGGACAACUACAAAUACCGAAGUCAGAACCGUCCAGGGUAGUGAUGUUGGAUGGGCAGGCACGAUAACGAAGAGGUAACGUUAGGUGAGAAGCCUGACCACGGAGAUAGGGGUGAGAAAGUGAUGAAGCAUACUUCAUGAGCUAUAACUGAAAAACUACUGGCAUUUGGAAAGUUUGAGGUGAGGGAGAAAGUGUGGUUGAACAAGUAUUAGCAUUAAGUAUUUUGCUAGCUGGAUCGAAUUCUCUGCUAUCCAGAGAAAUGUUGAGCAGCAUUAUCAGAUCAAAUAAUUGAGUGUAUGGUGUGAAAAUGAGCUUGCUAAUAAAAUCAGACCGCUAACGUCAGCUAGCUAAAGUUACAACAUCAGAUGAGCGAACAUUAGUAACCUAACCAAUUCGCUAUAGUAUUAACUGGUAUACGACUCCUUGCCGUUCCUCAAGUUAAAACCUGUUAGAUUGCCAGGGUCCAGUAAGCAACUAUGUGAAAUGUUAACUCGCUAACAAACUAACCACUAUGCUAACUAAUGUUUUCCCUGUACAGUAUGUGGUUAAUUUUCAGAGUGAGAGAAUUAGGUGAAAAUGAGGCAUUGCUUGUUAAACAAGUGGAUUCAGGGAUCAAGUGUAGUUGGAGAUGGGCCUGGCUUAAACUGGAUGCCACUAUAGAGGUGAAAGGAACACCACACACUUUCCCUCUUUCUCACUUUUGCUGAUGUCCACAGACAGAAAGUGUACAAUGUAAUAAUGUGCAGUGUUGCCCAAAUAUAUUGUUUUUGUUGUGUUGAACUUGACAGGAACACGUGAGUGAGGGGGGGAUUCUAUAUAUUUUUUACUCGGUGAACGUUAUUUUUGCCAAUAUAGCCUUGUGCACUUGAUCGAUGUCUACUAUAGUGGCCACUAUAAUAGAGCAAAAAUAUAAUGCCUGUUUGUUUCAUUCUAUUUAUACUUUAAGAUGUUUUUUCCCAAGUGCAAUAUUUGUGUGUGGUCACAAACGUUCUAUUAUAAAGGCUGGCAUGGCUAACAGUAAAGUCUAGGUAACAAAUGACAUUGGAUUGCUUGCUUUACACUUUUCAGUUGGGAGUUAGGUUCACAUGAACCACUUUUUAUUUUACACAUAGAGACUGAUCAUGUAGAUCAUAUUCUUUGUUGUUUAAUUAGUUAAAGCCUGCAUUUCACUGCAACAAAAAAAGUGUCACCUUUUUGGGCCCUCAGCAGUUUGCAUCCCUGUUAAUGACGAUCGGAAAAUGUCAUCACACAUUUUGGUGUUUUGUGUAACAGAUGUCUCUUUCCAUUCACCACUGUUUGGAGGCUGUAAAUAUUUUGCGAGUGGAUGAAUGUCCGCGGGUAGAGACACAUUAUUAUAAAUGUUUAUAUACAGUUGAAGUCGGAAGUUUACAUACAAUUAGGUUGGAGUCAUUAAAACUAGUUUUUCAACCACUCCACAAAUUUCUUGUUAACAAACUAUAGUUUUGGCAAGUCGGUUAGGACAUCUACUUUGUGUAUGACACAAGUCAUUUUUCCAUCAAUUGUUUACAGACAGAUUAUUUCACGUAUAAUUCACUGUAUCACAAUUCCAGUGGGUCAGAAGUUUACAUACACUAAGUUUGUGCCUUUAAACAGCUUGGAAAAUUCUAGUAAAUUAUGUCAUGGCUUUAGGAGCUUCUGAUAGGCUAAUUGACAUCAUUUGAGUCAAUUGUAGGUGUACCUGUUGAUGUAUUUCAAAGCCUACCUUCAAACUCAGUGCCUCUUUGCUUGACAUCAUGGGAAAAUCAAAAGAAAUCAGCCAAGACCUCAGGAAAAAGAAUUGUAGACCUCCACAAGUCUGGUUCAUCCUUGGGAGCAAUUUCCAAAUGCCUGAAGGUACCACGUUCAUCUGUACAAACAAUAGUACGCAAGUAGAAACACCAUGGGACCACGCAGCUGUCAUACCGCUCAGGAAGGAGAUGCGUUCUGUCUCCUGGAGAUGAAUGUACUUUGGUGUGAAAAGUGCAAAUCAGUUACAGAACAACAGCAAAGGACCCUGUGAAGAUGCUGGAGGAAACGGGUACAAAAGUAUCUAUAUCCACAGUAAAACGAGUCCUAUAUCGACAUAACCUGGAAAGGCCGCUCAGCAAGGAAGAAGCCACUGCUCCAAAACCGCCAUAAAAAACGCCAGACUACGAUUUGCACCUGCACAUGGGGACAAAGAUCGUACUUUUUGGAGAAAUGUCCUCUGGUCUGAUGAAGCUAAAAUAGAACUGUUUGGUCAUAAUGACCAUUGUUAUGUUUGGAGGAAAAAGGGGGACGAUUGCAAGCCGAAGAACGCCAUCCCAACCGUGAAGCACAGGGGUGGCAGCGUCAUGUUGUGUGGUGGCUUUGCUGCAGGAGGGACUGUAUUUGGCUAUGGUGUAUGUAAACUUCCGACUUCAACUGUAUCUGCCUCACUCUCAGAGAAAUAAGUUGUACUGCUUGGUGUACACAGUCAAAUGUAACAAAUAACUACUUUUUUAUAUGUCUGAACUGUAAAGAAAUGUUCAAAUGAAUCAAAUGAUACAUUUGUGAUAUUUUUGCAUAUUACCCAGCAUCCUUUUCUUUACCUGAAGUUUUGAAUUAUAUGUUGUUCCUCAUAUUUAGCUAAUUCAAAUUUGAUGUUCAUUUUCCAACUGAAUAAUGUUGCACUUUUAAUUAUACGUUACACAUUUUUUGUAUGUUAAUGUUUUACUGUAAUGUGAACAACUGGUCACUCCAGCCACAACUAUUUGUAAAUAACUGUUGUAACAUUGGCUGAGAAGAUGCUUUGGUCAAUCAAGGUAACCUUUGCAUGGCUAAUUACAAUAGUCAAUGUGGUUAAUGAUUAUGUCUAUUUGUAAAAGUAUGCUUGGAAGAUAUUAUAAAUACACUAUUUGUAAAGAAAAUAUAAAUGACCAAAUCAUCCUCUAGUGGCCUCAUGGGUGGAAUGUUAUAAUUUCAGUUUUAAGUGUAUCGCUGGUGUUUCUUUUUAAAACGGUUCUGUUAUAUUUCAGUCUGCUGUGAUGUAAAUAAAGUGUAAUAUUGGGA
Messenger RNA from Oncorhynchus nerka (sockeye salmon), 9638 nucleotides. RefSeq names its product cholesterol 25-hydroxylase-like protein. Gene Ontology annotation, biological process: cholesterol metabolic process; sterol biosynthetic process. Bases 142 to 1065 code for a protein of 307 amino acids. The transcript has 2 exons. Gene Ontology annotation, molecular function: steroid hydroxylase activity; C-4 methylsterol oxidase activity; iron ion binding. The record is from RefSeq and is a predicted model, not a curated record. Gene Ontology annotation, cellular component: endoplasmic reticulum membrane. Lineage: Eukaryota; Metazoa; Chordata; Actinopteri; Salmoniformes; Salmonidae.